AAACAGUAAAAUGAAACCCCGGAAUCAGAGAUGUCUCUGCACUUCCGAAUCGCAGCCGGAAGCGGAUACGCAAGGAAUUAAGUGUGAGCUACUGGGUACCCGUAGCUCAGAGUUUCACGAUAAGGCACAGGCACCGGAAGUAGCCGCCCAGCUUUGCUCCAGCCCUGUGAGUACAAACUAUCCGGCUUGGGCAACCCGCGGUCAGUAAACCACUAGGAGUCUGACCUCAUGGAGGCAGGACACCCUCUCUCGAGGCGGGGAAAUUUGUGGUGGUUGGAGGUGGCAUCGCGGGUGUCACCGGUGCUAAGCAGUGCACUGUAACAGGAGAUGGCAGUCAGUAUGUGUAUAAGAACUUUUUGUGCUGGAGCUAAAGCAAAAUUGAUACAUGAAGGAAAUCCUUUUGUAUCAGGAACCCAGGAUACAGACAGUGCUCAGUGAACGUGGGGCUCGAACUCAUCUCCCCAAGAUUAAGAGCCGUAUGCUUUACUGACUGAGCCAGCCAGGUGCCCCUCAAGGGGUGUUGUUUUAAAGUCCUCUCUCGCCUUUUUCUUUCUUUCUUCUAUGCAUUAUCACGAAAUGCUAUAGAUAGCUGGUGGUGAUUACAUUUGAGAAUAAAGUUUGGUUUGUAUUUUUGUUUUUAGAGGUAUGGCCUACAUAAUUGACCAAUGAAAAGAUAUACAGCUGCAAUUUCAUGGUCGGUGCUACAGAAGUUACUCCAAAUAUAGAACCUUUUCUCUGUGGCAACAAUUUUGAUGUAGGCGAGGAUGGUGGCCUGAAAGUGGAUGAUCACAUGCACACGUCUCUCUCUGAUAUCUAUGCUGCAGGUGACAUCUGCACUGCAUCAUGGCAGCCCAGCCCAGUGUGGCAGCAGAUGAGACUGUGGACCCAGGCUAGACAGAUGGGGUGGUACGCAGCCAAGUGCAUGGCUGCAGCUACUUUAGGACAAUCUACUGACAUGGACUUCAGCUUUGAACUUUUUGCUCAUGUAACAUUUUUCAACUAUAAGGUUGUACUACCAGGAAAAUACCAUACAUGGGGCUGAGGUUCAGAUCAUGAAUUAAUGCUGAGAUGUACCAAAGGACAAGAACACAUCAAAGUCGUCAUGCAGAAUGGGAGAAUGAUGGGAGCUGUCUUAAUUUUAAAUCAUAUGGAUCUUUCAUCAUAUGAAGAAGGUCUGCUAGAU
Molecule: messenger RNA, 1183 nt
Organism: Panthera uncia (snow leopard)
Lineage: Eukaryota; Metazoa; Chordata; Mammalia; Carnivora; Felidae
Gene: PYROXD1
Product: pyridine nucleotide-disulphide oxidoreductase domain 1
Exons: 6
Coding region: 692-1042 (116 amino acids)
Molecular function (GO): oxidoreductase activity
Source: RefSeq, a predicted model, not a curated record